UUAGACUGUAGCAUCUGGUACUCAAGUAGAGAAAUGAGAAAACCUUUCAUCUUGUCAUCAUCCCCAUCAUCCUUCCAAUCAUCACCGAGAUGACAAAACCUCCAUACCAGCAAUUCCAAAAGACUAAUAGCGACAUCAUUGAAGAAGUCUGUGUUAGGUCUGCAAACAAGACAAACACGGCCUUGACUAGUUUGCUCUUGCGGAACAACUCAAUUGGGAAUGAAGGAGCUCUGGCACUGUCAGAGGCACUCAAGACAAAUAUGACCUUGGCCAAUCUGGACUUGGGUUGCAACUCAAUUGAGAAUGAAGGAGCUCUGGCACUUUCAGAGACGCUCAAGACAAACACGGCCUUGACCAAUUUGAACUUGGGAUACAACUUAAUUGGGAAUGAAGGAACUCUGGCACUGUCAGAGGCACUCAAGACAAAUAUGACCUUGGCCAAUUUGGACUUGGGAUUCAACUCAAUUGGGAAAGAAGGAGCUCUGGCACUGUCAGAGGCACUCAAGACAAAUAUGACCUUGGCCAAUCUGGGCUUGGGUCGCAACUCAAUUGGGGAAGAAGGAGCUCUGGCACUGUCAGAGGCACUCAAGACAAAUAUGACCUUGACUAAUUUGAACUUGGGAUACAACUCAAUUGGGAAGGAAGGAGCUCUGGCACUUUCAGAGACGCUCAAGACAAACACGGCCUUGACCAAUUUGAACUUGGGAUACAACUUAAUUGGGAAUGAAGGAACUCUGGCACUGUCAGAGGCACUCAAGAAAAACACGGCCUUGACUAGUUUGCUCUUGCGGAACAACUCAAUUGGGAAUGAAGGAGCUCUGGCACUGUCAGAGGCACUCAAGACAAAUAUGACCUUGGCCAAUCUGGACUUGAAGGACAACUCAAUUGGGAAGGAAGGAGCUCUGGCAUUGUCAGAGGCACUCAAGACAAACACGACCUUGACUAAUUUGAACUUGAAGGACAACUCAAUUGGGAAGGAAGGAGCACUGGCACUUUCAGAGACGCUCAAGACAAACACGGCCUUGACCAAUUUGAACUUGGGAUACAACUUAAUUGGGAAAGAAGGAGCUCUGGCGCUUUCAGAGGCACUCAAGACAAAUACGACCUUGACCAAUUUGAACUUGAGAUACAACUUAAUUGGGAAAGAAGGAGCUCUGGCACUUUCAGAGGCACUCAAGACAAACACGGCCUUGACUAAUUUGAUCUUAUGGAACAACUCAAUUGGGAAUGAAGAAGCUCUGGCACUGUCAGAGGCACUCAAGACAAAUACGACCUUGACCAAUUUGAACUUGAGACACAACUCAAUUAGGAAAGAAGGAGCUCUGGCACUUUCAGAGGCACUCAAGACAAAUAUGACCUUGGCCAAUCUGGACUUGGAGGACAACUCAAUUGGGAAGGAAGGAGCUCUGGCACUUUCAGAGGCACUCAAGACAAACACGGCCUUGACUAGUUUGCUCUUGCGGGGCGAACCAAUUGGGACUGAAGGAGCUCUGGCACUGUCAGAGGCACUCAAGACAAAUACGACCUUGACCAAUUUGAACUUGGCCAAUCUGGGCUGGGAGGACAACUUAAUUGGGAAGGAAGGAGCUCUGGCACUGUCAGAGGCACUCAAGACAAAUACGACCUUGACUAAUUUGAACUUGGGAUACAACUCAAUUGGGAAGGAAGGAGCUCUGGCACUUUCAGAGGCACUCAAGACAAACACGGCCUUGACUAAUUUGAUCUUAUGGAACAACUCAAUUGGGAAGGAAGGAGCUCUGGCACUUUCCGAGGCACUCAAGACAAACACGACCUUGACCAAUUUGGACUUAGGGGAUAACUCAAUUGGGAAGGAAGGAGCUCUGGCACUGUCUGAGACGCUCAGAUGGAGAAAAGAACAGGACAGAACACGCAUAUUUGAAGUGCGUUAUUGAAAAGAGGAAUGAUUACAACCUGCAACAGGAAUGUAUUUCUCGAAUGCGAAGGAGGAUUCCUCCUAUCUCAUGCAUUAUUUUUGCACUUGCACAAUGUUCAUGUUACAAAGCUGACACCAUCAAGCAUUUCUACUUUGAAGUAAUAUCCUUUGUUAAUAAUGGCAGUAAUAAAAGAAUAAAACAAAAUAUGUAUUACAUUUGAACCUGUCUACGCCAAGAGUUAAGCAUAUCCUCCUUCACCUCCCCAACAACUUUUUUUUCUCAUUUGUUUAGAUGAUAG
This is a messenger RNA of Lobosporangium transversale, 2193 nucleotides long. RefSeq lists its product as hypothetical. The coding region runs from base 90 to 1913 and encodes 607 amino acids. The transcript has a single exon. Lineage: Eukaryota; Fungi; Mortierellomycota; Mortierellomycetes; Mortierellales; Mortierellaceae. Gene Ontology annotation, molecular function: protein binding. The record is from RefSeq and is a predicted model, not a curated record.